Messenger RNA from Sesamum indicum (sesame), 1414 nucleotides. RefSeq names its product AP2-like ethylene-responsive transcription factor At1g79700. Gene Ontology annotation, molecular function: DNA binding; DNA-binding transcription factor activity. Lineage: Eukaryota; Viridiplantae; Streptophyta; Magnoliopsida; Lamiales; Pedaliaceae. The record is from RefSeq and is a predicted model, not a curated record. Gene Ontology annotation, biological process: regulation of DNA-templated transcription.
AAUAGUGAACACAAAGCCAGCCGCUUCAAGACGGCCACUAAAUACCCACAAAACCACACUUUUCUCAGCCGGCUCUCCUCUCUAAUUUGCCACCCUACUUACUUACCCCUCACCUCCACCCCACCCCACCCCACUACCCCCCCUUCUCCAUUUUCCCAAACUAUACAUAUUCCUUCCUCUUCUCAUUGGAGGGAGUCAAGUCUUUUUCUUUUGGACGUUUAACAAAGUUCAUGAUCAAUUUUCAUGGCGAAAUCUUCAAAACGAAAGAAUAGUACCGCCGCCGCCACCACGACUUCCCAUAACAACAACGACAACUGUACCACCAAGACCAAACGACGGAGGAAAAGCGUCCCCAGGGAGUCUCCACAGCAACGUAGCUCAAUUUACAGGGGCGUUACCAGGCACCGGUGGACAGGUCGCUAUGAAGCUCAUUUGUGGGAUAAGAAUUGCUGGAAUGAGUCCCAAAACAAGAAAGGAAGACAAGUAUACUUAGGGGCCUACGAUGAGGAAGAAGCAGCUGCACAUGCAUAUGACUUGGCUGCCUUGAAGUAUUGGGGGCACGACACAAUCUUAAAUUUCCCUCUUUCCACUUAUCAAAAUGAGCUCAAGGAGAUGGAGGGCCAAUCCAAAGAAGAAUACAUUAGUGCAUUGAGAAGAAAAAGCAGCGGGUUUUCUAGAGGAGUAUCAAAGUAUAGAGGCGUAGCAAGACACCAUCACAAUGGGAGAUGGGAAGCUCGGAUUGGUAGAGUUUUUGGCAACAAAUAUCUUUACCUUGGGACAUAUGCUACUCAAGAAGAAGCUGCGACUGCAUACGACAUGGCAGCCAUAGAGUACCGUGGGCUUAACGCCGUCACCAAUUUUGACCUCAGUCGUUACAUUAAGUGGCUCAAGCCUGAUCACCCAAACCCUGGCGCUGAUGGUAUAAAGUCAAACGAUGACGAAACCCACACGAAAACGUCCGAGACCACCACCGCUGCAGUACUGCCUCGUCCGGCCACCACGUCGUCGUCGUCGGCCCUAGGGCUUCUGCUGCAGUCCUCCAAGUUCAAGGAGAUGCUGGAGCUGCAAACAGCUGCAGGCUAUGGCAGCCCUUCGGAGCCGGACCCUCCGCGCCGCAGCUUCCCGGACGACAUACAGACAUCGUUCGAUUUUCAAGAUUUGAGCAGCUUUGCUGAGGAACACGACGUUAUGUUCGGUAACUAUGAACCACUGGCGCCGCCCAUGUUCCACUAUGGCCUCGACGCUUAACUCCUCACGGAGAAUUAAACGGACCAAAUUUUAUCACAAAGAAUUGCACUUGACAUAUAUAUACUCAUUCAAAAAUGCUUCUCUUCUAUAUUAAGCAUAGAAGAAGAGAUUUUUUGCACCAUUUAUUUAUUAUAUUUGACAUCUAUUAAUUAAUAAAAUUACUGCU